GGCCUAGCCCGCUCCUGGCUGCUGCCUCAGGGUCGGGGGGUCAGGGGGAAAGGCCCUCGGGAAAGCCCCGGGGGCGGCGGGUCCGGGUACGAGAAGGGCAGCGCCGCCUCCGCUUUAUAAGGCGCCUGGGCAGGCGGGCAGGCAGGCAUGGGGCAGGCCGGGGCGCUGCUGCUGCUGCUGCUGCUGCUGCUGCUGCUGGCACUUCUACGGGAAGGCCGAGGCGCGGCGCUGCACGUGGAGCCGCCGGGGCCGGUGGUGGCGGUGGCCGCGGGCGCGUCGCUGAUGCUCACCUGUCGCCUGGCGUGCGCGGAGCGGGCCGCGGCGGUGCGCUGGUGGGGCCUGGACACCAACCUGGGCGCCAUGGAGCCGGGCGAGCGCAGCAGCGUGCUGUGGGUGCGCGCGGCCUCGCCGGCGAGCGCGGGCACGCGCGUGUGCAGGGGCUCCUGCGGCGCACGCUCCCUCCAGCGCUCGGUGCAGCUGCAGGUGUUCGACUUCCCGGACCGGCUGACCGCCUCCCCCGCGGCCCUGGCGGCCGGGCGCGACAGCGAGGUGGCCUGCACCGCCCGCAACGUGACGCCCGCCCACCCCGGCGCCCUGACCCUGUCCCUGCUGCUGGAGGGCCGCGAGCUGGCGGGGGCGCUGGCGCUGGGCCGCGAGGAAGCCGAGGAGCCGCUGCCGGACGCGGAGGAGCCUCUCUUCAGCGUGACCGAGCGCUGGCGGCUGCCCCCGCUGCCCACCCCCGGCCCGGCCGCCCUGCACUGCCGGGCCACCAUGAGGCUGCCGGGCGUGGAGCUCAGCCACCUGCUGGCUAUUCCCGUUCUGCACAGCUCCACACCCCACUAUCCAGUCCUGCCUGACUCAACCACCAAGGAGCUCCUGGUCACCACCCCUGAGGCCACCACCAUCCUGGAAGCCACUACCUGGAAGGGCACCACCACCUCCGAGGCCACCACCCCCACCCCAGAGGCCACCCCCGGGCAGGGCUCCACCACUCACGCAGGGAGUCCCUCCCCCACACCUGGGAACAGCUCUGUGGCACACUGUCGCCCUGAGAUCCGCAGGUUCCCCUCACCUGGCGGUGUGGAGCUGCUGUGUGAGGCCACCUGCGGCCCCAGUGUGGCCGUGCACUGGACCCAGGCCCCCGGCGGGCUGGCAGCCUUCCCGCGGCAGGAGACAGGGGCCCGCGCCUGGCUGACCCUGCACUGGGCUGGGUGCACCCCGGAGGGCUGGUUCCAGUGCCGCCUGGACCCGGGGGGCCACAUGGCCAGCCUGUACCUGACUCCCGAAACCUGCUCAUCCCCGAUGCCCGCCGGCCUGUGGCCAGGGAGCCUGGUGCUGGGGCUGCUGCUGCUGCUGGCCCUGCUGAGCCGCCGCCGGUGGAGCCGCUGCAGGCGCCCGCGCUGACCCCGCCGCGUUCUCACCACCCCCGCCCCGGACCCCGGGCCUUCGCUGGGCUCCGGGGCUCCGGGCAGUGCGGGGCCACUGCCCCCCCACACGCCCCACGGAGGCAGCCCCUCCCCAGAAUAAAGCGCAGUCCUCAGCGGCUCCUGUGUCGGUUUGUGGAGGCCGGGGCCCUCGGCACAGGUGUCCGGAGCAGCGGGGAAGGGGGCAUAUCCGGGCAGACCGGAGCCUCAUCGGGCCAGAGCCGGGGAAGCGAGCCGGCACUGCGUGCUCUGCCCGGGGGCGCGGGGGGAAAGGCUCGUCCCUGCGACGCCGGGCCUGUAAACAACCGGGGG
This is a messenger RNA of Erinaceus europaeus (western European hedgehog), 1736 nucleotides long. RefSeq names its product mucosal vascular addressin cell adhesion molecule 1 (gene MADCAM1). Gene Ontology annotation, biological process: integrin-mediated signaling pathway; positive regulation of lymphocyte migration; heterotypic cell-cell adhesion. NCBI's taxonomy places the organism in Eukaryota, Metazoa, Chordata, Mammalia, Eulipotyphla, Erinaceidae. Gene Ontology annotation, molecular function: integrin binding involved in cell-matrix adhesion. Gene Ontology annotation, cellular component: membrane. The transcript has 5 exons. The record is from RefSeq and is a predicted model, not a curated record. Bases 148 to 1404 code for a protein of 418 amino acids.